AUGCAGAAGCUGACGCUGAUUCUAUGCGUCCUCAAAACUGCCGUUACUUCGGAUGUGGAAGACCUGGCAUGUGCGGUUGAAGCAGUUGAGUGGCAAGAGUACCAUUCGGCCUACGAAGCCGCCACCCGAGCAACCGCACUUGGGGAGAGCGCUGAACGGGAUGUUGCCAGAGCUGCUUUGGCUGAGCAGUUACUGCUCCGGACAUCCAACGUCACCGAUGUUCUCUCGUGCAACGUUGGGGUCAUUGCUGGGUAUUACCUGCUGGCGCGCCUGGUGUCUCAGGAGGCGGUGGAUACCAUGGGCCUUUUUGGUGGAGCAGCGGAGGGCCAGACGGGCCUGGCAUAUCGACUGCUGCAGCUGGCGUUGGUCUUCAUUUUUACCUUGCGGAAUGCCAACCGAAUACCCACUGGACCAGCCAGGGCCUGGGGUGUCAAUGAGCACCUCAUCAUCCCCGCCAUCAUGCACAUGCGCAGGGGCCAGGAGCUGAAACGCCAGACUGACCUCCGGAAAUUGGUUCCCAUUUCGCCCCGCUUUCGCGAUCCCAAUCUGAAGAUUGGGAUUGUUUCCAUUUGUGCUUACCCUGAAGAUCAUCCCUUGGCGCUGCCAAAGCUGACCCCGGCCAACCGGGAAGCUUAUGCCGAACGCCACGGAUAUCAGCUUCGGAUGCACUUGGAGCAUCCAGUCAUAGGAGCCCAUGGCCUGGGGGUGCAGCAUGCCAAACUGGCCACUGUACUGGCAUAUCUUCAGUCCAAUGAGUUUGACUGGGUAGCCUGGCUGGAUUGCGACUCCAUCAUCAUGAAUCUGAAUCGAACCCUAGAUUCGGUAAUUUAUCAGUAUGCUCAGAGGCGGAUUCAGGCAGAAGAUGUGGGUGAAGAUGUGCCGACUAUAUGUGGGGAGUUGAAUGAUGAAGCUGAUGCUUUGGUCGGAGAGUGGCUUGAUUCUUGGGUCACGGGUGAUUUCCAGGAGGAAAGCGUGAUACAGAUCCGUCGCGGGGCGGACGAUGACGUUUAUGCAGAAGCGCCGCAAAUCGGUCUUGUGCAGGGGAGACUGGUGGACGACCAGUUGGAGAUGGAUUUUGAAGGAGGCACUUUGAAUGCGCGAAUUGUAUGGAAUACAACGGCAAGUGGCGUUUGGGCGCUGCAGCUGCAAUGGGACAACGGUGCUCGGUGGCUGCACCGUGAGGCGCCGGGCGCGGCAACGCAGCCGUGCCGGGAGCCAUGUCGCGUGCCAGGGCCCAGCUGUGGCAGAGCCUUGCUCGACCCGGAGGUCAAUCUGCUCAUCACUGAAGAAGGAUGGGGGUUGAGUUCGGCCAAUUGGCUCAUCAAACACAGCGCUUGGUCCGUGAAGUUUCUCCAUGAUGCCUUGACUGCUGCCCAUGUGGAGCUCCAGCUUUUUGGGGAUCAGGAUGCGAUGAUUUUGCACUUGAUGAACCGUCAGUCGCUGGAAGCCGCGCAGCGGCCUCCGGAAGGGAAGGAUCCGCUGGACCGCCACGCCGCCAUCAUUCCUCAGUUUGAACUCAACGCCUACGACGCCUUGAACGCCCUGACCAUGGAGUGUGAUGCCUUCGUGGAAGGCGAUUUGUUGGUGACCUUCCCGCAGUGCAAAGAUGCUGAGGGAUGCAACGAUGUCUUUGAGCUUGCAGCGGAGUAUGCUCAAGAUGCUGGGAAAUUGCUUGAUCCAGAUGCUGGUGCCUGGUGGCAGCGUCGCGAAUCAACUCCAACCUGGUCCAGGUACAGCCGUUCCUCCUCCGCCUCGCUCCGUGUUUUCGGACCGCGACCUGUGAUCAGGGACGUUUUCACGCGGGAGCAAGAGUACAAUCGGGCAAAACAACAGCGGUCCUUCGCAUGGCUGGAGCAUGUGGGACCAAAUUCUCCUUUGCUACAUGCGAUUGCGGAUGCAUCGUUGAGACGACUGGGCGAGUUCAGCACCCAGCAAUUGGCCAACAUGCUGUGGGGCUUGGACCAUGCGAAUUACCAGAACUCGCGCUUCUUUGAGACGGUGGUGCAGUGGUGCUGCUCACGGCCCAUGAGUUUCUGGCAAAAGGCGGCUGGAGAAGAGAUGGUCUCAGUAAUGACCGCGUUGCGUCCAUAUGCCUCCGGCAAUGCCCAAUGGAGAGAACUUGAGACGUUCUUCACCAACGAGACACUGCGUCCCUUGGCGCGGUUCCUUUGCACAUCCAACUCCUCAGAUGGUUAUGUCCAGGGACUUCGCCAGCUCCGAACCUACCACGCUGGUGCGCUUUACACCUCUUGGCUGUUUGAGGAGAUUGGUGCGCCACUACGGCUGGAUGAUUUGCUGGUGCCAGGUCUUGGCGGGUUUGUGAUUCCAGUUCAGCAGAAAUUCCAUCGGUCAAUUGUUGCCAUGCCGUGGCUGCUGCUGGCGCUGCAUGCCAAAGAAGAUCCCGUGCCAUUACCUUGUGAUGGCGAUGCAUCCAUCGGGCGACGGCCCAACAACUUCCUGGUGUGCCAAGACCGUGCGGUUAGCGGCACACACUGCAUCCUCCACUGCUCCGCUGGCGGCCCCCCGGAAUUUGAGGAUUGCAGCACCAAUGGCAGCUCGGUGAACGAGGUGAAACUGCACGGCCAGCGGCAGAAACUAAGCCAUGGCGAUGUGCUUUCCUUGACGAAGCCUGCAGAGGAUGGAACCGCCUCCGGCCCACGGGUUCAGUAUAAGCUCGUCUACGAAGAUCCCAAGGAGGCAGAUGCAGGAGAUGUACCCGCGACAGCGCCAGAUCUCAAGCCACCGGAAAAGGGGGACGUGAUUUCAGUUGAGCCAUGCUUCGCCCAAGAUCUACUUGUUCAGGAGCAGCAAAGCAAGGCCAAACUGACGUCGGACCUGCUCGUGUCACAGCGCAAGCUGGAAGAAGAGCGGAACACAGUGGAGAAUCUGAUGCGCGAGCUGCGGAAGACUCGUCAGCAGGUAGAUGAGGAGCGCCUGAAGCGUCAAGAUGCCGAGGACAGCCGCACGAAGCUCACCUCUGAGAUGGAAGCCUUGCGGGUCGAGGCGCGACAACUGGAGGAAGUGACAUUGGCGCACGAAGAUUUACGGCUUCGGCACGCCAAUUGCGAGCAGGACAGGUCUAGCAAAAUGACGGGCCAAGGCGAUGCCUCAGGUCGUUAUCAGGGUUGUUUUACAACUGAUACAGUAUUACUUUAUUUCUUUUCCUUUUCAAUUUCUUUAAUUAUAUACAUAUAUUAUAUAAUUAUACAUAUAAUUACAUUAUGUAUGCAUAUAUAUAUAUAUAUAUGCAUGGAACUAGAUAGGUUGAAAUGGAGAUGGCUCAGGCUACACAAAUUGGACUUUUGA
Messenger RNA from Cladocopium goreaui, 3306 nucleotides. The record is from the annotation of a GenBank genome assembly. NCBI's taxonomy places the organism in Eukaryota, Dinophyceae, Suessiales, Symbiodiniaceae.